This is a messenger RNA of Equus caballus (horse), 885 nucleotides long. RefSeq names its product small proline-rich protein 2A. The record is from RefSeq and is a predicted model, not a curated record. NCBI's taxonomy places the organism in Eukaryota, Metazoa, Chordata, Mammalia, Perissodactyla, Equidae. Gene Ontology annotation, cellular component: cornified envelope.
AUCUACAAUCUAAAGAAAAUGUCCUAUCAGCAGCAGCAACAAUGCAAAGUUCCCUGCCAGCCCCCUCCCCAGGUCCCUGAGCCCUGCCCUCCCAAGGUGCCUGUGCCUUGCCCUCCCAAGGUGCCUGAGCCGUGUCCCCCACCUCCUGGCCAGCAGGAGUAUCCCCCUGUUAAGUGCCCCCCUGGCCAGCAAAAAUACCCGCCGAAGUAGAAGUGACACCUCUGAAGCCACCCUCUCCGACCUGGUCAUGAAGCACCCCCUUGCUCACUCCUGCCCCAUCACUUCCAGCAACAACAGGGAGCACACACAACCUAGAAGAUGCUGCCUCUCUUGAGACUCAAGAAGAAAGAUAUUGUCAUAGUCUACUGGAUUUUCCUCCUCCAAUCAACGACUCCUCCCAGCUCCUCUCCCAGGAAGCCACACGAUUUAGACAGAAGUGCCAUGUUCUCAGACCCUUCCCUAGAGGCCAUAUGUGUUCUUGCCCUUCUCCAUCCACUGUCCUGGUCGGGACCAGGCCAGACUUUCCAGCUGCCAUCUCCUCUACCACAUUGCCUUCUGCUGGUUGUACAAGCUCACUACAAGGACACAGAUUUCCUUGCUCAGCAAUCUGCCUCCGUGGGUUUCAACUCCAUGAAAGUUUCUAGGAGCAAACAUGAUUGAAAAAUUAAAACAAGGGAACUGUUUAAAUCAAUUGAAAGUUUCCUAGAGUUCUUCACAGCACAACUGCACACUCUUUAGCGAAGAGAACGAGGUCUUCUGUUUGUUAUUUCCCACAACCCCUAAGAAAGCUCACCCCUCCCUCUGGACUCUGACUCCAUUAAAAUGACUCCAUGCUCUAUGAUGCUCCUUCCUCCCUGCUUCUCAAUAAAAAAUAUGCAUCCCUGA